Molecule: messenger RNA, 943 nt
Organism: Penaeus vannamei (Pacific white shrimp)
Lineage: Eukaryota; Metazoa; Arthropoda; Malacostraca; Decapoda; Penaeidae
Gene: NPF
Product: neuropeptide F
Cellular component (GO): extracellular region
Molecular function (GO): hormone activity
Source: RefSeq, a predicted model, not a curated record
UCCCCUGGAGCAUCCGCCGCCACCACACCGCCUCCGCCGCCGAACGCCCUCAGAUCAGUCGCCAUGUGCCGCGUGAGCCAAAUGUGGGCAGCCGUCGUUGUGGUCGUCGUCCUCGUGGUCGCGACGGACCUGGGCGCCGUCGCAGAGGCCAAGCCCGACCCCAGCCAGCUCGCCAACAUGGCCGAGGCGCUCAAGUACCUGCAGGAGCUCGACAAGUACUAUUCACAGGUGUCCCGACCCAGCCCCCGCUCGGCGCCCGGUCCAGCUUCGCAGAUUCAAGCCUUGGAAAACACACUAAAGUUCCUGCAAUUGCAAGAACUUGGCAAACUGUAUUCCCUUAGGGCCCGACCGCGAUUCGGCAAACGCAGCGACUACGCCAUGCCUUCAGGAGAUGCUCUGAUGGAAGCCAGCGAGAGACUGUUGGAAACCCUCGCCCGCAGGAGGUGAAGUCUUCCCUCGCUGUCCGCCUUCCUUCCCUCUCUUCAUGACGUCACUGCUGCUGUGUCUGCUGCUCCUACGUCAUAAAAAAUCAAAUUUAAAAUGAUGCAAAAGAGAGAAAGAUCAUAAUGAAGAUGAUGCUAAUAAUAAUUUUAAAAAGACAAAUGAAUGAAUGGUUAUUUUACCCAACAUCAACAAGGGAAAAAUAGUCAAGAGUCGUUCUGUCCGCUACGAUGCUGGCACCUCCCCUCCCUUCCCCUCCCCUCCCCCCGCCCCCCCCUUCCCCUCCCCGCCAUACUCCACAACCCACUUUAACUCCACCUCCAACCUCCACCUCCAGCCUCCACCAGAUCUCCUUCUCUUCCCUUCCACCUCUUUCGGUUUGACUAUUCCCUUCAAAGCUGUUAUCUUUUCCUUACCUUUUCCUUCUUUCCUUUUCCUAACCACAUUCACUUACACGCCAAACCUUCACGUGUUUAUGGAAAAAGGAAGAAUGAGAUCAGAA